UUCACUUUGGUAUUUUUCUUGCUGUUUGCACGCACAAAUAAAAACGCAAUGCUUCUGGAGCGCGAGGACAGCUUCAUGUCGGAGUUCGAGGACGCGUGCAGCGCCUGGGUGGACAGCGUGGGUUCGAGCCCCAGCGACGGAGCCGACUCCGACGUGGGAUCACCUUUCUGCCAAGUGUUCUCUCCGGGAACCGACGCCUCGGACUCGGAUUUCUUCUCCGACUUCAGCGACUGCUCCUCGGACGCGCUCUCUCCGUCGCUCGGCUGCACCGGCAGCUUCUUCCCCGAGCCGGCGGCGCCCCCCCCUGCGGCGGGGCUGAGCAGCACCGCGGACGCGAUCCUCAGCAUGAUCACGGAGAUCGUCGGGAUCUGCACCGAGAUGGAGCACGAGGUGACCCCCCCCCCUCCGGCCCCCGUGGUGGUGAAGAGCGAGUUCACGACCUCCGUGAGCGGGUGUGCUCACUCCUCCGUGGACGAGGCUCUCCUCCCGCUGGCGGCUCUGGAGCAACAGGUGGAUGUGGCCGCCUUCCUGGACUCCCUGCUGAGCUGCGAGGCCGGGCAGGUGGAGCUGAAGCAGGUGGAGCUGAAGCAGGAGCCUCUGGGGCUGGAGGACUGGCUGAAGAGCCUGGUGCCGGUUACCGGGGGAGAUCCCGGUAGCUACGUCAUCAGCAGGCCAGUCAAGACGGAGCAGAGCGAGCCCCCCUCCCUCCCCUCCACCCUGGACGCUCAUCUGCUCUCCUCCCUCCUGCAGGGCGCGUUCCCGAUAGUCAACAACGGGGGCGCGCACGCCACGGGAGCCCCCAAGCCGUCACGCGGGGGCAGGAGAGCUCCCGCGAAGAACGGACCGAAAGUGAAACCCUUCCCGUGCUCCGUGCACGGGUGCGAGCGCCGCUUCUCGCGCUCGGACGAGCUCAACAGGCACGUGCGCAUCCACACGGGACAGAAACCCUUCCAGUGCACCAUCUGCGCGCGCAGCUUCAGCCGCAGCGACCACCUGACCACGCACACGCGCACGCACACCGGGGAGAAGCCCUUCUCCUGCGACGUGUGCGGCAAGCGCUUUGCGCGCAGCGACGAGAGGAAGAGGCACGGCCGCGUGCACGUCAAGCAGCAGCUGCGCGCGCAGAUGAUGGCCGCGUACUCCCUGGCCCUGAACGCGCCCGCAGUCUGA
Messenger RNA from Cyclopterus lumpus (lumpfish), 1170 nucleotides. RefSeq names its product E3 SUMO-protein ligase EGR2-like. The record is from RefSeq and is a predicted model, not a curated record. Gene Ontology annotation, molecular function: DNA-binding transcription factor activity, RNA polymerase II-specific; RNA polymerase II cis-regulatory region sequence-specific DNA binding. Bases 49 to 1170 code for a protein of 373 amino acids. The transcript is spliced from 2 exons. Gene Ontology annotation, biological process: regulation of transcription by RNA polymerase II. NCBI's taxonomy places the organism in Eukaryota, Metazoa, Chordata, Actinopteri, Perciformes, Cyclopteridae.